This is a messenger RNA of Phytophthora infestans T30-4, 1074 nucleotides long. Its product is annotated as phosphatidylinositol-4-phosphate 5-kinase, putative. The record is from RefSeq and is a predicted model, not a curated record. Gene Ontology annotation, cellular component: cytosol. Bases 1 to 1074 code for a protein of 357 amino acids. NCBI's taxonomy places the organism in Eukaryota, Oomycota, Peronosporomycetes, Peronosporales, Peronosporaceae. The transcript is spliced from 5 exons.
AUGGGCAACCGCGGGCGGCGUCGGGAUCGCAACCAACCGGAAAUAUUGUCGAUCCGUUGGAAGAAGCCACGAGGAGCCGUCGUGAUCCAAUACGCGGACGGUAGUCGAUACGAAGGUGGCGUGGAUGAAGAUGAAAAGCGGCAUGGCACAGGUGUGCACAUACUGCGAUCUGGUCACAUUUUCGAGGGCGGAUGGGCUCACGGAGAUUUUGAAGGAUUUGGUAUGCAGACUUUUGCCGGCACCGGCGACUGUCACGAAGGCAUGUACCGAAAGAACCACCGCCAUGGAACGGGGACAUAUUUGUGGGCCAACGGUGACAAAUAUAUUGGCAAUUGGCGAGUUGGCAAGAUGCAUGGUAACGGCACGUUCGUUUGGAAGAAUGGUGACAGCUAUGACGGUGAAUGGAAAAAGGGAGUGAUGCACGGCAAAGGCAAGAAGAUCUUCUCUACCGGGGACAUAAUUGACGGUGGAUGGAGGCAUAAUCAGGUGAGCGGAUGGGGUACCAAGGUGUUCGCCACUGGCGACAAAUACGAGGGUUAUUUUGUCAAGGGUGAACGCGAAGGGUUUGGCAAGUACACGUGGGUGUGUGGAGACUCGCACGAAGGCACGUGGCGUCAAGGUAUGAUGCAUGGCAAAGGUGUGUUUACGACGGCAGGAGGCUCACUGCACGGUACGUGGGAAAAGGGCGAGCUGAUCGGUCAGGGCGUACAUCGAUUCCAAUGGGGCGGUGUUUACACUGGCGAGUAUAAAGCUGGUGAGCGACACGGUGUCGGUACUCUCACCUUCGCCUCUGGAGAAAUAUACGAAGGCGAAUGGCAUAAGGGCGAAGUUGAAGGCUAUGGAUCGUGGCUUUCACCCGACGGUAGGAAUUAUAUCGGUACGUGGAUUCAUGGUUUCCCAUCCGGCCGGGGUAUAUUCUGUCGGGAACAUGAUGAAGAAGGCGGGGAAGAUAACGACGGUGACGAUGGGAUCCCUGAAGAAAGGCCUCCAUUUGAGGUUGGAGUGUUCAAACGAGGAAAACUAAUUACCAGUGGUAAGCAUCUCUUUAUCGGGCGGCUCACCGCGCCGUCCUAG